CCUAUAUAAUAAUGGGCACCAAACUAAUGUCUUAAGCAUUUCAGAAUUUAGUAGUUAAGGAGUUUCUGACUUUGCAUUGAGUUUCUUCUCACAUCCAAGUUUUGCCAAAAACACAUUUUUUAAAAUGAAUGCUUUUGUAAGCAGAUUCUUAGAGAAUCUAAGGCAAAGCUGUGAGUCACAACAGAAAGUCCCUGAUACUCUCAUCCCAGAGUUGCUGUUAUUACAGUAAAUUUAGUGGUGGUUUCCCACUUUAAGUAGUAAUAUUCGCUUCAUACAAAAUCUGUUUCAGCCUUCCCUGGUUUUCUUAAAGAAACCAGAAACACUUAAGUGACAUGUGGAAUAAGUAGGUAAUCUGGGUUGGGUGGGAGAUUUGGCUGUACCAGCAGGGACUUUUCUGGUAGCACUGGGCUCAGGGCACACUGUGUUGGUUACCAGGGUGGGUGGCACAGCCUGGACAGCUGGGCUGGCUGAGACGGAAUGGCCAGAGAUCUCAUUUCACAGCUGCUGUUGCCCAUCCAAAGUGGACAUGCACAAAACUCAUGGUAUCUUUACCAAUCAUGGCAUCUGUACCAUCUUUUCCAUCUUUCCUACAGAUAGUUUUCAUGCGUAAUAUAUGCUUUCAUUGUAUUCAUCUUCUUGCACGUUCUGCACUGACUCUCAUAGCAAGUAGAAGCGGAAACAUGUGAAGAGAAGUAUUUCAAAUGAAAGGUGGAGUUCUAAACAUUUUGCUGAAACUACAGCCCUCCACAGGACGGACCUCUCUCUCUUUCCUGUCUGUCGACCUCUUGGCAUCUCUCUUAGCCCACAGCUAUAUGGUUUUCUCUUUCAAAGGUCGUCUGAUUGCUGCAUUGGCUAACCAAGCUGUGUAUGAUUGUUCUUCCCUGAUAUUUGACUUUGAAAGCUGCUGUUUCUAUUUCAGACCUGAAGAAGGGGCUGUGUGCCUCAAAGGCUUCUCUGGUAUUUGCAUCCAUAUAAGUUUAACAAAAGGUUCUGCUACCCACAGUCUUGCUCUGCCUACAUCCCUAGACUGUUCUGCAUGCAUCAGAGUGCUGGUAGGAUUCUCCUGAUGCCACUUUCAGUGGUGAGUCCAGCAAUGCCACCACAGGGUUAGGCUCUGAAGGGGUAAAGGAAUCCCCAGCAUAUGGAGGAAUUGUCACUGAAGUGAAGGCUCCUGCACAGGAUUUAAGUCACAUGAUGUUCAUUAUUUGCUUCAUCUUGAACUAAGUCCAAAACACUGCCUCUUGCUUUUUUUAUUGGUGACACUUUGCUCCUGUUUCUGUUUUUGCUUUCUCCUGUCAUCAUUGGAUAAGCUAUUUGCACGCUGUUGUGUUUUCUGAAACACAUGAUGUUUUAAAUGGGAAAAAAAAAAAAAAAAGAUGCAGUGCCUUAUUUCCUUAUGUCCUUUAGUUUCUUGUGGCACAUUUCAGCAGCAGACGCUGCGGUUCCUUUCCCUGACCUAUGAGUGGUACUUCUCUCCUUGCCAUGGACAGCUCCUCCAGGCACACUGGGUUUAUCAGCAGUAACUUGCUGCAGUUGAAGAAAUCAGACUGUAACCUUUCUGAAGAAACCAGAUCUUCAGAAAAAAUAUAUGUGAUAUUUUGCAUUUAAAAGCAGUUUCUAAUGGGCAAUUUACAGCAGAAAAUACACGCUCCAGAGCCUUGGAGUGGCCCAGGGAAUCCCGUUGGAAUGAAGUGUAUAUGUAUAGUACACAAUACUGAAUUCCCUUUAAGUAGUUACAUUGCAGUCCAUUAAUUCAUUGUACAUUCAGAGCUCUAGUAUUUCUUACACAAGUGAAAAGAAAGUGAUUAAUGAUUGUGGGUGCCUCCAUUUUCAAAUGCCUCAUUUGCCUUUAUUUUAAAAUGUUUCUACUUUUCAAGUGGUUGAGUGCUGUUUGCUACCUGAAAAUCAGCCUUGUUUAUCUCACAUGUAUCACCCAGAAACAACAGUACUUUUUGAAACUUUAGACCUGCUUAUCUUUCCCUUAGCCUUCUAGUUAGUCAUUAGAAACCAGCAUGUCCCAUACAUAAAUGUCAGUAAAAUUGGAUUUUUCUAGUAUAAGAGGUAAGGAAAAGAAAAUUGUGAAAACCUAACCUUUAAUGUGCAUUUCAGUACUGUUUAUAAGAAGAAUUUGAAACCACCCUAAUUUUUAUAAUAUUUUUUAGAUCAUAAAGAAUUCAAAAUGUCAGCCUGCACAAAUCCUCAAGCACAGAAGAACACGUCCACUUCCUUCCUGGGGUUCAGAUCACCUUUUGCUUGGCUUUUCUCCUUCAGAAAAUCAAGGAAAAACCAGACUCAGAAGCAACCACGAUAUGACGACUCUGCAAGCACAGCUCCAAAGGUGGAAGAAAUGGCAAUGGCUGAAAUGUGUAAUGCCCCAAUGUCAGCUGAUACAAGUGGUCAUUCUUUUGAUGUAAAACAAGAUCAAGUGGUGGAAGAGAGCACCCAGGAGUGGGACGAACAGCUAGAGAAGGAGUUUUUCAGUGUUCUUAGUGAUCUAGAUGACCAGCUGGCCCAGGAGCAAUCCCAAGAUCCGUUGGACAGGACGGUUUCUACUAGCAGUGCAUCAAAUGUGCAGUACAAUCAAGAUGACUUCCCUACUUUGAAGAGGCGCACUGCUAAUCGAGGGCAACUCAGAAAAGACUGGACUGACAUACCCAGCACAUUUUUCCCAGAUGGACUGAGAACGAUAAGAGCCAAAGAUGAGCACAAGAUCGUCAUCAGACCAAGGAAAUUGCACAGUGCAUAUAUAAACUGGCAACAGACAGCCUUUCAAGAUGAUUUUAAGUACAGUGAUCCAGCUGAUGGAAAUUCUCAUCUGCGAAGCAGCAGGCUGCCUUCCGUUUCUUUUGGGCGGUCUUCAGAAGGUAGCUUGUAUCCUUCCAUAACACAGAACAGCGGAUUUAGGCACAAGAGUUACAUGGACAGGGGUACAGCUGGCAGAAGUCACUCGGUAUGUUCCCUUCGGAGGUGCCCAUCAUCAGUAUCUUCUGACCAACUAUCAGCAUCUAGUUUACAGUGUCCAUUGGCAAGGGAGAACAACAAUGGCUUUGUACCAAGGUUUGGUCGACAAACCCCAAAGAGAAUUCCUUUGUCUUCUAUUGUAUGGAACAAUACACCAGACUCUCCUGGGCAAAGAUCAACUCAUGAAAAGAUGUUUAGAACGCAGUCACUUUUGGAAUUUCAUGCUACAGACCAUGGCAGAUACCCCAGCUCUUUGCAAGAAAAUGAGAAAUAUGCCUGUUACCACUCAAAACACCACUACAGGAGAUCUAUUUCAAGCAGUAAUUGCUUCAGUAGAAUUAGUUGCCCUGACAAAGCCACUUCUCCAUUGUCCUUUGAUAACUGGGAAAAUUAUCCAUUCUACCAAUCAGAAAGUAAUCUCUCUAGAUCAUACUGUAGAGAUGUUUCUUCUCAUGGCAAGUUGUAUGCAAACCACAAAAAUUCUCCUUAUGGAAAGACAGAGAGCUAUCUUUCUUGGACUGAUAUUCCUCAGUACUACAAUGAUAAUGUGUUUAUUUCUCCUGAUACCAGAUUUGAAGUGAUGAUGCCUAAUUUGAAUGACCAGCAGCUGGCAUAUACAAGAAAUGCCAAGUUUGCUUCCCGGCACCUGCAGAAUGAUUUUCACGUGUAUUCUCCAGAAAAUAUGAAUAUUAAAACAUUAACAAGAAGUGCAAGUAGAGCUUUUUCGGAAUUCACUGAAGGCCAUCAGCCUUGGCUAAGCUGUAACUCUGUAGUUUCUUCUUCUGUUGUCAGAAAUGAUGAAUCUGUCUCACCUAAUUUGAAGGACCAAACAAAACCUAUAGGACUGAACAGGAAUUCAGUCGUUACCCAAAGAGGCACUAAGGCAGGUAUUACACAACCAGAAAAGGCUGAAUGCAGGAAACUGCCUGAUGAAGUGGACACCAAAGACAUUCCCUUACAAUCUAUGUCUCAACAAGCAGAUACAAACUACAUCAGUAUCCAGAGUUUUCCCUCAAAUAACUCUGCUUUUGCUAUGCUGCAGAGCAGUGCAUCUCUCUUCGACACACUGAGAUCAAAGAGACAAACCCAAGUCAGUGCCGGAACAGAUACUUCAAGAAUGGAUGCAUCGAACAGCAAUAAAAGAAAUGUACAAAUGAAGGAAAAUAAUUGCACACCCAGCAGUGUAUUCAGUCAGUCUCCCUGUACUUUGCCAGCUAACAAGAGCAAGAAGGAAUCUUUUCUUUCAAGCCAGAAAGAAUGGGAACAUAAUCUGCACUAUGUGAGAAGAAGAGAAAGUGUCAAACAGGAUAAUCAGAGUGCAGAAGCAGUUAACCAAGCUGCCGCAGAGGGACAGUCUGCACAGCUGAAUGCUGCUUCUGCUCCAUCCACUGAAAAGCUAGCAAACUGUCACAGCCUGUCGUCCUGGCCUCCUGACCGUUCAUCUAGUUCCUCCCAAAGUUCACCACCAGCACUUUAUCAUGGAGUUGGAAAAGCAGCUCAAGUGAGCAGAAUGGGCGUUACCAAAAAGACUUCGCAAAUAACACCACAAAAUACAAGCACUUCAGUUACUAAGAACUGUAACGAACUCUUCAAUGCUACUUCUCCACAACAGGGAAAUUCUGGAAAUACUUCUACACGUAGUUUUGAUGGAGAUCCCAGGACCCCUGAACAUAGUUUAAGUUAUUUUUGCCUUGAAAAAGAAAAUGGAAACAUGGGGAAUCAUUCACCUUGUACUGAAAGGCUUCACAAGCAAGACAACUUGCUGAGACAUACCAGUAGCUGCAGCAUCACUGGUUCCUCAAGGAGAAGCAGCCUCAAAUCCUCUGAUCCACUUGUUAUUUAUUACACUUUACCGAGAAAAUCAGCUAGCAUUGCUGGUAGUAUCAUGUCAGAUACACCCAUCUCUUUCCCUAGAGAAAACAGAAGAAGCAUGUAUGAUUGUUUAAGGUCUGAAACUCCAAGUGGAGCAUAUCCCUGUCCUAGUCAAAGAGAUGUGUCUUGUUUAGAUUCAAAACAUUCCUUCCUGAGGUCAGCACCAUUAAAUGUUGCUGCAAGUAACAAAGAGAAACAUUACCCCAGUCCUUUAACCAGAAGUCCUAAUGAUUCCACAAGCGGCAGCACAUCAGUUGAGCUGACAGACAGAUGUAAACAUCUAAGCGAAAGAGAAUCCUCUGUGUUUUCAGACUGUAAGGAAAGGGGAAACUGUUUGCAGAAAUAUAAAACUACAAGCACGUUUACAGUAUGUGUUGAUGAAGAUCACGUCAAGUACCACGAGCUAGUUUCAAUUUAUUACACGUUGCCACGGAGGCAUUCCAAAACAUUUUGUAACCUCUUUAGGGAUAAUGCAGAGGAUGCAGAUUUAUCUCUUCCUGGCGAAAAUUCUCAGUCACCAAGAAUACGAAAAGAGAAGAGUGAAGGUCACGUGAGUUUAGCAAAUGUUUUUUUUCCCAGUACUUUGGAAAAAGAGGUGCCUUCCUGUUCUUCUGACCAAGCACCUUCAGCUCUGGUCACACCUCAGAAUGUAGAAUCUGUAGUUCACCGUGAAGAAGAGAAUUCCCUCUUAUCUCCUGGCUCCGAGAAGGUAUGUACUUCCAAGUCAGUGAGCAUGGUAAAUAAUAGGAAUGACAGUUCAACAGAUCUUUCAUCAACAGAUCAUGUACUUUCUGAUGUGGCAACAAAAGACAUUUCUGUAGGUGGUCCACAGUCCAUUGCAAUAGUGGCUAACUCGGAUAAUGGCCUUUCUGAUGCCUCAAACAACCAAAAUACAGAAACAUACCCAAAAGAAAAGAAGGAAGUUUCUCAAACAGCCACAUCACUAACAUCCACUUUACCAACCCCUCCCAAACCAGGCAGAUCUUUAGGGAAUCCCAUUUAUUCUGCUUCAACAAGUAAGAAUAGCGUACAGAAGGGAAACUCUGCAAACUGCUCUCAGCCUGCUCCAGUAAGUACGAAUAAAAAUAAGAACAGUUUGCUUCUCCACACGAGAGAGAAGGGUUCUCGUGUGGGAAGGAUCCACACAGAGUGUGCUGAUGUGCCACUGCCGCCCAGGGAGGACAAAGGCAGGGGUAGUACCAAAGUGAAACAGGGAGUAAAUUUCCCACACCAAACCACCCCUCUGUAUAAUAACAAAAGCAGCAGACUGCAGCUAAGAGCUGGCAGCUCAAGAAAUAACACGAACAAUGUAAGCCCUUGUAGCAAAAUGCUUUCUGAAUCUCAGAAGAAAGCAUUUGAGAUACGCAGGGCUUCCAAUGCUGAUGCACUUCUUCAGCCAGAUGAAGUGGUUAGUGCAGAUACAGGUCAGUUAAAGAAUUCUAAAAUUAAAAAGGAGCAAAACUUGCAGAGUACUCAAAUGGAUAAAGGCUGUAGUGGUUUGCAGGCAUUAAGGAAGCACAGUGAGGGCAGCCUGGACGUUAGCAGUAAAGACAAAGAUUUGAGGGUUACACCAGACCAAAAAUUAACACAGAAUGUAGAAAAUGAGAACAAGCUUCUCUCCGAUUGCACAAGAGACAAAAUCAAAGAUAUAGAAAAAAGGAAAAACAGGCCUUCAAUUAAAAAUAAACUGGCAGCUGUUUGCAAAACAAGUCGAAAAUUUUCAAGUAAAAAUUUACCUCCCAAGCCACACAUAAGUAAUAUUUUUUCACAGAAUGAUGGAAGUGCCACUUGUUCAGAGGUGAGCAUGUCCCCUGACUCACUGAGUUCAGCAGAUUGCCGUCAGUCACUUCUGCAGUCUGAAACCGAAAAUCAGAAUGACAGUCCGCACUCUGACAAGAAUACACAAAUACCAAAACCAGCUGAGAUUAAUAAGACUGAAAAUGUGAAUGAUCCUUCUUUACUUGUUAACAUCUUAAAUUGGAGGUCUCUUAAAAGUUCAUACACCCAGAAGGACGCCACCAGUUCCAAAAAACCUACAGCGAAAGUGGAAAAUAGGCCAAGUCUUACAGCCGUAUCUCCAGAUAAAGCAUUAGCCACAAGAAAUAAGAAUUCCCAAACACCUGAUCUCAGGUUAGAAAAUACAAGCCAGCCCAUCUCACUCAGCCCUACUGCACUGGACCCAACAGAUGAUGAGAAAAGAAGAGCUAGCAGCAGUGCUUGCACUCCUCCUUUAUCCCUUUUAGCUGACAAAAACUCAAACACGUUUGUAAAUAAUUGCUUGCAGGCAGACAUAUGUCCAAAGCAGAACUUGUCCUCUCAGGCAGUGCUUACUGAGCGUCAGAAUGCCUCUGAAUCCAACAGCUUAAGAAAUGCAAACUUGCAUAGCCAACUGUUGCACAAGGCUCGUGCGAAAAGUCAGCAUGAGCGUCACUUUUCUGAAAGUAUUUGUGCUCAAGAUUCUCAUGAGACCUUUGCCUCUGGAAGCAAUAUUCUGCCAAAAGACAGUGUACAUGAGAAGAGGUGUAAAUCUUACUCAGAGGUGUUGGCCUGUGAUGAAAAUGAAAACUGGGCAUUGGACGAGGACAGGUGUUACAGUACAAGGAAUCUGAUGUAUCCUUCUGUUGAAUUUGGUAUAUUUGGCAAAGAACAACAAUUGGCUUUCCUGGAAAAUAUCAAGAGGUCACUCACAGAAGGGCGAUUGUGGAGACCUUGUCUUCUUAACAACCCCAGUGCUUUCCGAGAUGGAGAGACCCCUUCCAUAAGCAGAACGGAGCUUUUCAGCUCGAGUUCUGCUGGAAGCAAGGUGUCCUCUGCUGCUUCAUCGCCCCAGGAGCUGCCCGACAUCUAUCACGAUGACCCAGCUGCGUACUCAGACUCGGACUCUGAUACCACCACGGAUGAUGAAUAUUACCUGGAUGAUAUAGAUAAAGAAUCAGAACUGUGAUCGCCUGUGAUACACAGAUGGUGAAAUAGUUCCUGGGCAGGCAGAAACAUGUAGAAUACUUUGAGCCGAUUCUAGUGCUGCUAUAGAACAGCACCAAAAUAGGUAAAUUUGUACUCUAGCUGUAUUUUCUCAAAAGUCUUAAGAGGAAAACAACAGGUUACAUUGCUGAUAAGUGAUUUUCCAGCUCUCCUCAUUUACCCGACCAAACAUAAUAGUGCUGAUCCAUCCCACCUUGCCAGCGCCCACACAAAAUGCUCUAGAAGUGAAUAACUUCACAGCAAAUUUCACUGCUGGAAAACUGUGAAACUGCUGACACAGACGAGCAUGGAAAUGCCUUUCAGAUGUGCAUGCUGGGAGAUGCACGGCUGACACAGCUUUGGCUGCAGUUCAGAUACAUUGCCAGGCUUCUGCCUUUGACUCAUUUGGAUUAACGAUCAGGCACUUUAAACCAUGCAAAAUGUAAAAAGAUUGACCCUGUUUAUUUCCCAUACAAACCCGAUGGUUUGAAUCUGAAGCUAUUCUAGCACUGGAAGAAUAAAUGCAACGGAUGCCUUUGGGGCUGCCCUGUCUGAGCCGGGCUGUGCCCGGUGAGCCGGUGCCACUGCUGCGCAGCACGCGCCGGCCUUGUUUUCCCACCAAGUAAAUAACAAGGGUGAAGAAUGCCCUUUACCCUUUGCUCAGUGAAUACCUCUUUCUGGUAAUUUCCCAAAAUUCCCACUGCCGCCAUGGUACUUUCUGUCCUUUGAACCAAAAAGCUGCUAAUGGUUCCCUGUGGCUGUUGGUCAGCCCCACUGCUAGACGUGGUGUUACAGCUCAGAGCCGCGGUGCACCCAUGGCCUUUCCAUUCUCACUGAGCUUUGAUCCGUUUCUGUGUGAGAUCACAGCAGCUUGCUGAGCCAGCAAAUAGUAUUUUUAAAUCAUUUUACAUUUGUUACUACUUUAAUAAUUUCACACGUGGUCUAAAAUGCUGAUCCGUAUUUUUGAUACACUUUUUAAUUCGAUAAAACUUCUGUAGGACUUAAUUAUAUUUUUGUAACUGGCAGGACAAUAUCCUGAUGUUUUCAAAUAAUAUAUUAUAAACAAGCAGUGCUUGUCUCACUUAAUGCUCUACGAGAAACUAAAGGAUGAAAAUAUUAUUAAAAGUAACUGGUAUCCUUAUUUUUUAUAUGUAAGCUUCGUUGAAGAAGUGGGUCUCUAACUCAAAUGUGUACUGACAUCUAAGUAUUAUUGCUUUAUACUGGGAUAAAUUGUCUUUUAUUGUACAUAAAAGGACUAAUAUAAACUGUGUAUUUAUAGUCAGAAUUUCUCUCUAUGAUAUGUCUGUCUUGGAAGAAUGUAUACAUAUGCUGACAUAUGCAGUAUUGGAAGGCAGUAACUACUGUGUAACUGUAAUCUUGUAAAAUGCCCUAUUCUAAGGAGGAAUUAUGUUGCUUUGUAAAUGGUUCUGUGUGUUUGGGAUCCUGCAGAGUAAGACAGUGAAGCCAGCUGAGUGCCACAUGGUACGUUUCUGCAAAAUGUUAAUCUAACAACUGGGAAGACCAACCUAUGUAAGUUAAAGGAUAAUAACAUAUAUAUUUACAAGAGAAGUCAAUAGUCAUACAGUUUUACUUGACUCGGAGUGGAUGGCUUAGAACAUUUUUAUUUGUAAAUAUUUUCUACUUCUUCAAUAGAAGUUGGAUUAAGUUCUCACCUUGUUGGCAUAAAAGAUGUUUUUCCAUUUGCUUUGCUGAUCGUGUACAGGAAAUGAGGUGACUGAAUUUAAUGUAAGUAAAUAAAGAAAAGUGGCUUCUGGUAAUAAAUCAGUUGUGCAAUAAUGCAUCCUGUCAAGGAGCUGUAACUGAAUAUUGACACCGAAUGAUGGUAUUCUGUAAAGCAGUUACGUGAGAAGAGGGAGAAAAAUCCUUCGAGUAGCCAUUAGUUCCAUUCAGUUCGGCAGAACCAGAUUUUGAUACCUUCACUCUUCCAAGCUUUUUCUUUGCAAAAGUAUAUAUUCUAUACAUGCACAUAAUUUAUAGGAUUUUCAUAUCUUAAAAAAAAUUUGUUUGCAAUAAACUUUAUUCAAAUGAGUGAA
Messenger RNA from Gallus gallus (chicken), 9848 nucleotides. RefSeq names its product exophilin 5 (gene EXPH5). The transcript is spliced from 4 exons. The record is from RefSeq and is a predicted model, not a curated record. Gene Ontology annotation, molecular function: small GTPase binding. The coding region runs from base 2180 to 7777 and encodes 1865 amino acids. Gene Ontology annotation, cellular component: endosome. Lineage: Eukaryota; Metazoa; Chordata; Aves; Galliformes; Phasianidae. Gene Ontology annotation, biological process: intracellular protein transport; positive regulation of protein secretion; positive regulation of exocytosis.